Drosophila takahashii is the source of this 4129-nucleotide messenger RNA. It is a transcript of the gene rig, whose product is annotated as rigor mortis. Gene Ontology annotation, molecular function: mRNA 3'-UTR binding; protein binding. Gene Ontology annotation, cellular component: nucleus; SMN complex. Lineage: Eukaryota; Metazoa; Arthropoda; Insecta; Diptera; Drosophilidae. The record is from RefSeq and is a predicted model, not a curated record. Gene Ontology annotation, biological process: spliceosomal snRNP assembly.
CCGAAGAAGAAAAAAAUCCGGACGACGCCAAAUGUUAGCGGGAAAUAAUCCUUUUUACCGCUAGUGCCAAGUCCUGAUCCUUCGCCAUGAACUCGCAGGUGAUGUACCACAAUGUGCCCACGCCGCCCGGCAACGUUUCCCUGGCGGCCGCCGCUCCCGACGGCGGUUUGCUGUACGCCGGCGUUCGCUGCAUCAACUACAUAUCCGCACCGCCGGCAAACGGCGAACAGCCCCAAGUGGUGACCAUGUCGACGCGCAUCAACAUCCUGGCCCUGGACGUGAGUCCCAUGUGGGGCAGUGGGAACGGUGGUCCAACGAAGCCCUUUGCCAUCGUUGGCGACGAUCUGAGCGUUCAGGUCUGGGACUGCGGACUGGGAGAGGCCGUCAUCGGGCACAAGGCCCAUCAGCAUCAGCACGAGGCGAGGGAUGUGCGCGUGGUGCACCACACCACCAACUCGGUGCUGAUGAGCUACCUGGCCAACGGCAACAUACUCUCGUUGGACGCCAGCGACCUGGUCAUCUACUGCGUGGCCUCCAACAGCUACUGUCGCCGCCCCACUUUCAUCUCGCCCCGCAACCAUCAGCUCACCAUGGUGCGCUGCUCCCCCUACAACGCCAACCAGUUCGCCGUGGGCACUGCCAUGGGCAAUGUGCUGGUCUGCGACCUGCGUAAGAUGAACAUCGUCUACAAGUUCCACGGCCACAAGGCGCCCGUCUGCGGAUUGGCAUGGCGGGAGGUGCCUGCUCCCCGGGAGGAGGAGCAGCUCAACGAUCUGACUUCGCGGGCCGAACAGUGGCGAAGCCGCAAUGGCGACCAGGAGAAGCCCAAGGCGAAGCCGCCACCGCUGUCCAAAUCCAGGGCAGCCGAAUCGGACGACUUGUUCGACAUCUACAACUUUGAUCACCUGGAGUGCGAGUUUGGCGCUCCUGUCGCUGCGCGACGCCGAUCCUCCGAAGAUUGCGGUGGUGGCUUUGUCGGCCUGGAGAAGCCAGCCGGUGCUGCUGCCUUGGAUUUCGUUGAAGCCUGCGAGAGUAUGAAGGCGGAUCUGUUGGCCACCCGUCAGGAGGCGGAAAACAUCCAGCACGUGGAGGUCACUCUGAAUGACUGCGAGCCCACGAAGCCCAAGGGACCGUUGAGUGAUGCCAGCACGAGUAGCAACAAGCACGAUGCCAGCGAUUCCACCGAAGGCAGUCUGGAGGUCAUUCAGUACAGCUCGUCCAGCGACGAUGCCGUGAUCGUCGAUGGCGAGGCAGCCAAGCCAAAGAGAGAAGUCCUGCAUCACAUCUACCACCAGGCUGAGGUGCAUGCGUCGGGGAAUCCGCAGGCCAAGUCGGAGCCCCAGAGCAAUCUUCAAACGGUGCCAGCCGUCAGCACGGAGACCAUCAGCUCGACCUCGGCAAAUAACACUCGCUUGGACAGCUUGCUAGUUUCGAUUGACGGCGAUGAGGUGAUGAUGAUUUGGAAUGCCAAUACAGGAGCACACGCUGGCAAGAACUACAGCAGGAGCAAGGCGGCAGGCAAGCUAAACAACGUUUACUGGCUGAACGACCAGGUGAUUGUUUCCCUGAGUCGCCACCAGUUGUUCUUCUGGUCUCUAGAGUUCGAGCGGAAGAUGCUUCGCUACAAGAUCAGCAAGGACAAGGCACACAGUUGCCACUUGCAGGACAUUGUGUCGUUUUCCUGCGACUCUGAGAAAGAGAUGAUAUGGUUGUGCAGAAACAAUCGUCAGAUUGGAAUGAUGAAUCCAAGGAAGGGCCAAGUGAGUGCCUUCUACGGCACAGUGGCGUUCGGAGUGCGAGCAAUGGCCGAGUGUCCGGAUGAUAUGAACAAAAUCGCUUUGGGUUGCUCGGACCGCCGCGUGGCCUUCUUUGAUAUAUCGAAGCUCUCGACCAGCUGCCUGCCCAUCGAUAGCGUCUAUGUGGCCAGUAAUGUCUACUCCCUGGCCUGGAGUCCCAACUGCUUGGAGCUGGCCUUUGGCACCUUCGACGGAACAGUUGGCAUCCUUGAUGUGGAGCGCAUGAAGGUCAAGACGCACUUGCGGACGCCCCACAAGAAGGAAGUCUACUCGCUGGUGUGGCAGGACAACUGUAUCUACUUCAUUGUGAAUCGCGUGUUUGGGUUUUUCGACUUGAGCAAAUCGAAAACUGAGCCCGUAAUUGUGAAUUGCAUCUCGCGGCCCAGUUACCUCAGCGUUCGUGGAAACUUCCUUUUCGUGGGCACCGAUGAUGGUCUAUUGCAGCUGCACGAACGAGAUUCGGGAAUGGGCAAGUCCUGGACUCCGUUUAUCCGCCAGUCAGCUUUGCUGGCUCGCUAUGUGACCGAUAUAGCUUGGUGCCCCUUGGACAGCAAUAAGUUUGGAGUGGCGGGCAACGACAAGUCCGUGUAUGUGAUGGAGUUCCAGCCUGCGGAGCGCAACUGGAAAACGAUGCACACUUUCAGGGCAAGCGCAGAGAAGGCUUCGAUUACCUCGCUCAAGUGGAGUCAUAGCCAGAAGCAUCUGCUCCUCACGUUCCACAUCGAGGGAAAGGUGUGCCUGUGGAACUGCAACGAGCCAGAGAAGCCACCACUGACCAUUGUCUACCACUGCCCCAUGUGGUGUGGAAUGUUUUUGCCCACCAACGAGAAUAUCAUCAUGUGCUCGGGAAAGGCACUCUCUGUGGAGCUAAUCGACAUCAAGGCUGGCGAUGAGCAAAGCAUCUGCCCCAAAGUGGAUGCCCUACUGAACGUUAAGUGGGCUAGCAAAUCCCUGACGCAGCCCUUCGCUCCCGUACUCACAGCGGCUGAUAAGAAGCGACAGCGACGCGACCAGCGGAAAAUGGCAGCCAAACUACAAGCCGAGACAGCUAACGAGCAUCAGAAGAAAGUCUCCGAAUCGGAAACUCCUGUUAAUGAAAACUCUGUUAAGGAUAUACCUGUGAACGAGACUCCUGUGGAGGAAAUGCUGGGAGCUCUCAGCUUGGACAAGAAGUCCCAGAAAGUAAACACAAAGGAGUGCAUAAAGUGCAAGGAAUUAGAAGCUGGUCAACCGCCCGACAGUUUCUUGACACAUAGCCGCACCUGCCUCUACCUCACCCAGAAGGAGCUCAACAAGAGCGCCCUGGAGAAGUUGGCCAUUGUUCUCACCGAGGACGCGGCCAAGAUCGACAAGUCAGUGCUCAUGUCGAAGCUUUUUAGUACCAAAGUGAUGGCCAAGGAGCUCAUUGCCACAGAGUUAACCAAUUUGAAGCACUCAAACACAAAAGACAUAGCCCCACUUUGUCUGGCCAUAUCCACGUUCAAGUUGCGCGAGGAGCUGGAGCAGCACAUGGCCAACAAGACGCUUACCGAAUGGCAUCUCUCGGUAGCCCCUUCAGUGUCCUUUACGCUCUGGCAGGACUGUUGCCGCGCCUAUGCCAAGCAAAUGGAGGAAAAGGGCUUUGUCAUGCACGCAGCCACGUAUCUCUUUAGCCUGGGAAUGCAGUCAGAAGCCAUCAAUCUGUUUCUGGCCAACGAGUACUACAAAGAGGCCCUGGUUCAUGCGCGCAUCUGCUUGCCAGCGACGGAUCCUUUGAUCAAGACCAUAAUUAACAAGUGGCUCGAGCAACUCGAGGGAACGGGCAACUUUGCAGCAGCAGCUUUGAUAUGCGUACUGGACAACGAAAUGCUGCGCGGCUACUCUUAUUUAAGGAAGUUUCGCAACUGCACUCCCGAAAUCGCCGAACUGAUGGACCAAAUCAAACGGAUUGGCCAGCUGGGCGGAGUGCUAGAUGGUUGUGCCCCCAUUGAGCCCAUACACAAUGGCUCCACUGCCGAACAUUAAGCCUUAAUUAAUCUCGUUGAUUUAAGCAUUAGUUUUUAGUCUGAAACAGGCUGUAUUUAGAGUACUCGUUCGAAAAUCGCCCCGAUACAAUCAUGAAGCUAUUAUCUAUUAGCUAGGCAUUUAAAAAUGUUCAUCCAUGGAUUUAACUAAUUUUCAUACCUAGAUAGCCAGAGACUGAGUGGAAUUGAAACUGUUUUAAGUUGCCUUCGGCAUACCAUUUAUUUUAAUUUAAUUUACCCUAAAGAAAGGAGGAAAACACGAUAUAUAUAUCAAUGGCACAAUAGCUAGUAAAGAAACACACACAAAUUGAAUUUUGAAUAAACGAAAAC